Molecule: messenger RNA, 567 nt
Organism: Rangifer tarandus platyrhynchus (Svalbard reindeer)
Lineage: Eukaryota; Metazoa; Chordata; Mammalia; Artiodactyla; Cervidae
Source: the annotation of a GenBank genome assembly
AUGCACCCUUCUAUGUUUCGCAGCGCGCUUUCGCAAUCACUGGAGUGGGCCACCAGCAUUGAACUGGGUGAACCACGUCGACGCAAGCCUGCUCCCUGGGGCGCCUCUCCCAGCGACGAGCUGAAGAGGACAAUAACUGGUGUCCAUCAAUCACGUUGCCACGGCCUGCGCAUUAUACAAGCGAUAAUCCGCAGAGCCGUGAGCAGCGUCAGAGCAGCGAGUGGAGUCGUGUAUUACGUUGUCCGGUCGCCAGCGGAACCACCCCACCGCACCCGAAUGAGGUCCGAGGCGGGCUCUGCUGCACAGCAACUGCGAAGCGCCUCUCCUGACCAGCAGAACCAGCCGCUGCUCGUUAGUGUGGCAUGCAGUCGACAAGCAUCGGCCUACGGUUUUAAUUGCACCGCGUACAUCCCCCCCCUCCUUGUGCUGCCGUCCCCCAAUACGUUUCGCCGGCCGCGGCCCAGCAGCGCUGACUUACGGCAUGAUGCACAUGUAAGAGCUAAGGAGCAAAAGCGUACGAGAAUCUACACUCUUUUUGCGAUGGUCUACGCGCUGUCGGCGGCUUAG